GGUUUAUCAGUCAAUGUACCGGCCUAACCACUCCCAUAACCAAAACCACAUAUCCAAACGUGGUUUUUCAUUUGGUACAAAAACCCACACCUUAAUUUCACAGACGAAAUUUUGGUUGAUAAAAAGUAACCAUCUUAACCAGUCUCUCAUUUACCCCCACCAGAUAUACAUAUGCUUAUUUAAACCGGAUGUAACACAACUCUUCUUCACAUGGACCUCAAGUAAAAUGGAAGCAAACACUUUGUUUCUUCUAAAAGCUCUUUGUCUUCUUUGUUUUAAUGUAUGCUUCACAUUAGCUUCCGACCCUGAUCCCAUCCAAGACUUCUGCAUACCAAAACCUGUGACAUCUCCUUACCAUGACCAUCACUUCUCCACCAAUCUCCCUUGCAAAAACUCCUCCGAAGUAACCACCGAAGAUUUUGUCUUUUCCGGUCUAAAAACUGCCGGAAACUUCACGGAGACGGGGUUCGCCACCGUCCCAGUAGGCCCAGAAAACUUCCCCGGCCUUAAUACAUUAGGCAUCUCGUUUGUCCGGGCUGAUCUCAAACCCGGAUCCAUUAACCCACCACAUUACCAUCCGCGGGCGACGGAAGUAGCCCACUUGGUUAAAGGACGGGUUUACUCUGGUUUUGUGGACUCGAACAAUAAGGUUUACGCUAAAGUGAUGGAAGAAGGAGAAAUGAUGGUUUACCCAAAAGGGCUUGUACAUUUUCAGAUGAACGUCGGAGAUGUUACGGCCACGAUUGUCGGCGGACUUAAUAGCCAAAACCCUGGUAUUCAGAAGAUACCGUCCGUGGUUUUUGGGUCAGGGAUCAAUGAGGAGUUGCUUAUGAAAGCUUUUGGGUUGAGUCUUAAGCAGAUUGGUACGUUGAAGAAAAGAUUUGAUCCUGUCAUGUCUAAUGAACAUUGAUGUUUUCUCUUAAAGUCUUAUCGAGAUUAUUACAUCGAAGUUAUCUUUUAUGUGAUGGUAGUUCUUGAUCAUAAUGUUAUUUAUAUAUUUUGACCCAAACAAUGGUCAUCUUUAGCUAGACAAUGUUUCUUUCUACAUGAAUUAUUAUCACUUAUCCACACUUCACAUUUAGAAUCCUGAAUUAUUAUCACUAAACCUACA
Arabidopsis thaliana (thale cress) is the source of this 1111-nucleotide messenger RNA. Its product is annotated as RmlC-like cupins superfamily protein. Lineage: Eukaryota; Viridiplantae; Streptophyta; Magnoliopsida; Brassicales; Brassicaceae. The record is from RefSeq and is marked reviewed. Gene Ontology annotation, biological process: regulation of root development; plasmodesmata-mediated intercellular transport. The coding region runs from base 14 to 910 and encodes 298 amino acids. Gene Ontology annotation, molecular function: manganese ion binding. Gene Ontology annotation, cellular component: plasmodesma; apoplast. The transcript has a single exon.